Messenger RNA from Eriocheir sinensis (Chinese mitten crab), 5068 nucleotides. RefSeq names its product large proline-rich protein BAG6-like. Gene Ontology annotation, cellular component: BAT3 complex. The coding region runs from base 272 to 4513 and encodes 1413 amino acids. The record is from RefSeq and is a predicted model, not a curated record. The transcript has 23 exons. NCBI's taxonomy places the organism in Eukaryota, Metazoa, Arthropoda, Malacostraca, Decapoda, Varunidae. Gene Ontology annotation, molecular function: misfolded protein binding; polyubiquitin modification-dependent protein binding.
AGGCUCACUUGAGGCACGCAGGGCGAGGCUCACUUGAGGCAGGACGAGGCAGGGCAGAGGCAGGCAGGCCGCGGCCACACACCUCACACCGUCCCUCGCGCCCCGCACCUCGCAGCCCCGGCCCCAGGGUUGCCCCGCGCCCCCAGGCCCCCCAGCACCCGUGGAGGACGCGUUGAGGCAGCUCCUCACCCCGGGGCGUAGGCGGCCAGGGCUGCUGCCUCCUGCCACUGUGCCUGCCACCAGUGACCACCGCCGCGACGUGUCUGUCCCCAUGGUCGAAUCAACAUCAGACAAGAUGAUUGAUGUUACAGUCAAGACGCUUGAUUCCCAGAAUCGGCGAUAUUCUGUCCCAGAUGACAUUACUGUCAAACAGUUCAAGGAAAGAAUAGCAUCAUCGGUGGACAUUCCAGCAGACAAGCAGAGGCUCAUAUACUGUGGCAGAGUUCUACAGGAUGACAAGAAAUUAGCAGAAUACAAUGUGCACGAGAAAGUGGUCCACCUGGUGAUGCGCGCGCCGCCCCAGGCCAACAGCAGGAAUGGAGCAGCAGGAGCCAGUUCAUCUGGCAGUGGGUCACCUGGCAGUGGUCACCACCAUCACCACCACCACCAUCACCACCACCAUCAUCACCACCGUCGCCAGCAACAAGCUGAAGCUCAACCCACCCAAGGACCAAGUUCGUCCGGCGUGAGGCUCCACCAGGCCCGUACCAUGCUGGACCGCGCCGCUGCUGUGCUGGACCGCCUCGACCGCCGUCUACAGGUGCUCCCUUCUAGUGGCGAGGGGACCAAUGAGGCGGGGGUGAUGGAGACAGAAUCAACAGAGAGCCAGCCCAGCAGCAGCAGUGGAGGAGCUGAGGAGGGCGCCACCCCCUCCACCUCCACCAUCACUCCGCCCACGGAGGAGAUGGAGGCCCUCUACUCAGAGAUGGAUGCACUUAACAACAUGGACCCAGCCACCCUGAUCCCUGGCCCCCCACCACCCCCCAUGAUGGGUGCCAUCAAUGGUAGUCUGGCCGGAGGCCUUGCCCAGGCUGCCUCGGCUGCUGUCGCCUCAGCCCUCUCCUCCUUGGCCAGGGGGAGUGGCCCUGCCCCAUCUGCUGCCACUACCACCAGUACCACCUCCUCAAGCCAACCCACAGCUGCUGUGAACAGCACUGCUGCAGCUAGUGACAACUCCAGCAGUACAUCACAGCCCUCAGCCACCCCACCCACCAGCAGCAGCGGCAGCAGGAGCACCGGUGCUGUCCCUCAGGGUAGUGUGCGCAGCACACUUACUAUAAGAAUUACCAAUCCAAGGUCAUCAUCAAAUGCAGAGUCCAGCAGUAGCACCUCCAGUACCGCUGCCUCCUCUGCCACCACUACCACCACCACCUCCUCGGGAAGCACCAGUGCUACACGUGCUGCUGUAGGUGCUGAGGCAGCCGGCAGCCGCAGCAGGAGCAGGAGGGGUUCAGGCAGCCAGGACAGAAGCAGCCCAGGCAACAACACUGCAUCAACCUCAGGGGCCUCCGAGGGUUCUGGAGGCAGUGAUGGCAACGCUGGCAUGAUGAGGCUGGAGCACCCGCGCUGCUCCGUCAUGGUGGAGGUGCUGGAUCAGUACACACAGAUACAGCGCCGCCUGGAGCCCUACCUGGCACGCUACUACCAGGCCAUGGCCAACGACCCCGUCUACAAUGACUGGGAGAGUGAGUCGCUGCAGCAGGAGCAGUGGCUGUUGUGGCGUGUGUCUGAGGUGCUUCACUUUGUGUCGCACGCCAUGCACGCCAUCAGUGACAUUAUGGUGGACCUGCGGCGCGCUCCCCCCCGCCAGCUCCGUGCAAGACCCAUCAUCAUCCAGCAGCCAGCACUGGUACAGGCCCAGAUCAACGUGACCACCAGCUCCGACCCGUCACGAGGAGGCAUGAGCGUGUUCAGCAGCCGCCCCUCCACCACCUCCACCUCUGCCACCUCUCAGGCCACCACCGUCAACACACAGACCUCCACCUCCACCACUCCAGCACAGACCACCUCAACCUCUUCCUCAUCAUCCUCUUCUUCCUCUGCCACAUCCUCAGGCCCCUCCGCUGGUUAUCUGCUGGUGUCUGGGCCUUCCACUGCUGCUCCUUCUGCUGCCACCACCACAGCUGCUACCACCACCUCCUCCUCCCCUGCCACAACAGCCACAACAGCCACCACCAGCCCGGCAGCAGCCUCGGCCGCAGUGAACCAGGCCCGCAACCUGGCGUCCCUCCUCAACCUGGGCACCAUGCAAGGCUUUCCCAUGGACGGCGGAGACCUGGUGCUCAUGGAGGUCGGGCCGCACGGGAUCACCAUCGACUCGGUGUCUGCGGAAGGAGGCUCUGGAGGUAGAGGCUCAGCACCCCCCCCAGAGUUGAUACAGAACCUGGUGUCCUCCAUCACCACCCAGCUGGGGAUGCACAUUGGUGGUGCUGCUGCCAAUUCCUCUAGUGGUGUGGCCUCCACCACAGCCUCCACCACCACUGCCUCGGCCUCCAACUCCACCACCUCUGCUGCAGCCUCCACCACCAGCAAUGCAGGUGUGCCUAUCACUGGCCCUGGACGGGACAGUCAGGCUGCCGGUAAUAGUGGGACGAACACCACCAACGUGACGCAGACGAGGGUGACACACCGGCCACACGUCCACGUGACGCCCCUCAACGUGCCGGGCAUGGGCAUGAACCAGUUUGACCCCUUCCUGCCCUGCCAGAGUCACCACAUCCGGCCGGCCACACGGAGGCGGCACCAGGCACAGACGCAGACCCAAAGUGGCAGCAGCCCCACCCAGAGCAGGAGGACGGCAGCAGGUGCCCAGGCGCAGGAGGGUGGUGGUGCUGCCCAGGCUGCUGCUCAGGCCCGGCCACAGGUGGGCGUGUCCCCCACAGCUUCCUCAGCCAAUCCUCUCGCUGUGUUUGCCAACCUCAUGGCCGAGGCGUUUGGUGGCCGGCAAGGAGGGGCGGCCCCUCAGGGUGACCAGCAGCAGCAGCAGCAGCAGCAGCAACAACAGCAACAGCAGCAGCAGCAGCAGCAGUCACCUGCUGCAGAUUCCAGUGAUUCACAAAUAAGUGACCAAAUGUUUGCUCAGUUAGUGCAGGGAGUUAUGUCUCAGGUCUCAGGCUCCCUUAAUGCAGAGGGGGGAGGAGAAGGGGGCAACCAGCCAUCAGGUGCUUCACUCCAUGAGUUCCUGCAGCCCUUUGAUGGGGGCAUGUUCAGUGAGGGGGAGGAGAACUCUCUCUUCUACCAACUCUUCAACACAGUGGCCCUCUCACUGUCCAUUGGCGACAUGGUGCAGCUGUUCUUUGGGCGGUCGAGAACAGUGAACCAGCUGCGUGAGCCACUGCAGCGUUUCAUCAGGGAGCAGGCCUUGCAGGGGAACCAGGCCACGGAGGAGAACCUCAACCGUGCCAUUGACAACAUCCUCCAGGACCUCCACCCACACCUGGUGCUCACCGCUGGUGAGGCGCACGUCCAUGAAGGGAUAGAUUAUGUUUACUCUGUGCACAACUUCGUCAGACAUCGCUUGCAUGACAUUUUCAAUCUGGUGCUGAAUCACACUGAUGAGGAGACCUUUGGGCCAUCACUUGUGUCCCUGAUGAGGAGGACAAUUGGGGAGUUCAUUGCCCUCUCCCUCUACUGCUUCUCGGAUGGUGCCCAGGGCCUGGAGAGAGUCCUACAGGAGAGAGUGCGGUCCAUCAUGACCGGGGUGAGUCCGGCCAUCCAGAACUGGUCCAUCAACACGUCCAUCAUGCAGCUGCGCUCCAUGAUGAGCCGCCUCACCAUCACGGACGACUACAUCCGCCGCUACGUCGUGUCCCCAGAUGAGGGCCGCCGCAUGGAGGAUGAGCGCAGCCGCCGCCAACGUGCCGCCGAGACUGCCAGUACUCAGCCGCCACAGCCACCGCUGCCACCUGUCUCAGAGAGCAGCCUUGCAGGAGACAAUGUUGUGCACGUUACAGCAGCCAAUGGCCCCACUGUGGAGCCCAUGGAGGUGGAGGAGGUGGGGUGCAUGGAGGAGGUGACCACCACAGGCUCGGAGCUGGAGAUCGCUGUGGAGGGAGCAACAGGGGGAGCCACGGAUGCCAAGGAGGAGGAGGCCCUGGAGGAGGCACCCAUCAUCAUCAGUGACAAGCCUCAGCAAUGGCACUCUGCUGUUCCUCAGGACUGGAUCCCUGUGAUUACGAGGGACGUGGAGCGUCAGAGGCGAGGGGUGCCGGACACAGGCCUCAGUGAUGCCUACCUCUGUGGGAUGCCACUCAAGCGCCGCAAGCUAGCAUCACAGCACAAGCCACAUGGGUCCGUGCAGCAGGUCAUACAAGACACGCUGCGGCACUGCAUGCGAGGCGCCGGCAUCAACAGGGUGGUGAUGGACAGCGUGGCGGGCGAGGCGGCGAGUCAGCUGGGAGACUCCUUCGUGGGACACAUGCGUUCCUCCCUCAGGCACAGACUCAACCACAACAAGGAUUUCAUGCCUGAGAAGUUCCCUAAGAGUGAGGAAAAUAUACGGAAAGAAAAAUAACUGUAGAUAGCUUUAUAUACAGGGAAUUUAGGCUUGUUUUGCUGUGCUGGAGAAGUUGGUGUCUUUGAAUAAUCUUUAGCAGGCCACCAGUGCAACAGUGGGAUAGAGGAUUGUCUCUACAAUCAUGUAUGAUGUAUGUGAUGUACAGUGCUUUAUAGCCUACUCAGAAGGAAGGUAAUCCCUCUAUGAAAUGUAUUAUGUAUGCAAAUACCUAGGAAGAGUCUGGAGGGACAUGUUAUACUCAUAUAUGCAAGGCACUACUGAGAAUAUAUUAGGAAUAAGCAUCAUCUAACAUUCAUACUUUCUUUCUUACACAGUAUUUAAUUGUGUAUUAUUACAACACAGUGUUAAAGGCUCACACCAAGGACGUUUUUCUUGCUUUGUGUCGACGCUUCCACAGCAGGAGGCGGCCAGCACCACGCGGCUGGCAGGGAGGGACUGGCAUGUGAGAUCAGGGUGUUGUGAAGCUUGGAGCAAUGCAUUUCUUUUCAAAGUGUUAGGAAUUAUGUUACCCCUAAAUUAUCAUGAAGGUAUUAAAAAUAAAAUGUGCCCUCA